Molecule: messenger RNA, 1103 nt
Organism: Phoenix dactylifera (date palm)
Lineage: Eukaryota; Viridiplantae; Streptophyta; Magnoliopsida; Arecales; Arecaceae
Gene: NDHS
Product: NAD(P)H-quinone oxidoreductase subunit S
Biological process (GO): photosynthetic electron transport chain
Source: RefSeq, a predicted model, not a curated record
CCGAUUAAUAGUGUGUGGUGUCCAGUCUCCCAUGUAAUCCCAUUCCGGACUCGAGCAGGAGCAGCAGCAGCCGUUGUCCCUUCAUUUCUUCAAAUCCAUGGCGUCUUCCAUUCCAAUCCAAACCCAAAACCCUGUCCUUGGCCGCCCCUCCUUCCUGCGCAAAAACCGCAAUUCCUCAAUCCCCAGCAGGCCCAUCACCACCACGAUUACACCCUCCGCCAAGCUCCAGCUCUCCGAGAUCCUGGGCGGCCGCGGCCUCUGCAACGGCGAACAGGGCCUCCAGAAGGAGCUCAACCAGAGCCUUGCGCCAUCUCCGACCACCCCUCAGCCCCGAUCCGGCGGAUCCCCUUCCUCGUCACCGUGGGGCUUCGGCGACGACGCCUUCGAGAAGGAGCUGCUCGGCCUCACCGGCGGCUUCCCCGGCGGCGAGAAGGGCCUCAAGAAGUUCAUCGAGGAGAACCCACCCAUCGCCGGCAGGGAGGAGGCGGGGAUUGUGUUCUCCGGCUCGAAGCCGAAGCCGCCGGAGCUGCCGCUCUUGCUGCCAGGGAUGAUCGUGAUCGUGAAGAACCCCAAGAACCCGUUGUACAUGUUCUGCGGCAUCGUCCAGAGGGUCACGGAUGGGAAGGUUGGGGUCUUAUUCGAGGGCGGCAAUUGGGACAAGCUCGUCACUUUCCGGCUGGACGAGCUCGAGCGCAGGGACAAGGGACCUCCCAUGGUCAAUCCCAAGUCCGCCGUCCUGGAAGCCAUUGUUCAGAAGUCGGUCUGACAGGGUAAGCUCGUAGCAUUUCAUAAUGACCAAAAAAAAGAUACCAUAUUGUAGAGAAUUUGACAAUCUGGUUAAUUAUGCAUGAAGACUAUAUAAAAACAAUAAAUCCAAAUAUUUGGUCUGAAGCUUGCACUGAAUUUUAAGUUUGGAUCGGACCUUGAGUCUGUCAACGACAGGGAAUCUUGUUGGUAAAAUUAGUGUAUAUAUGGACAGGACCUUGAGUAUGUGAGAGAUAUUUUAUAUGCCAGAACCUUAUAAACUUUGUUUAUUUUAUAUGCCAGAACCUUAUAAACUUUGUUAAAUUUUAUCAAUACCAUCCCAGUUCUUUUGUGCUUCA